This is a messenger RNA of Lotus japonicus, 1187 nucleotides long. RefSeq names its product isoflavone reductase-like. Gene Ontology annotation, molecular function: oxidoreductase activity. The transcript is spliced from 5 exons. The record is from RefSeq and is a predicted model, not a curated record. The coding region runs from base 100 to 1056 and encodes 318 amino acids. NCBI's taxonomy places the organism in Eukaryota, Viridiplantae, Streptophyta, Magnoliopsida, Fabales, Fabaceae.
AGUGUUGUUCUGUAACUCACUGCUUGUUUGAUUACGUUCACUAGUGCCACUACUGCUUGUGUUGUUAAUUUCACAACAAAUUAAGUUCUAAUUGUUCUGAUGGCACCACAAGACAGAAUCCUUGUGAUCGGACCCACAGGAGCAAUUGGAAGACAUGUAAUUUGGGCAAGUGUCAAAGCAGGAAACCCAACAUACGCUUUGGUGAGGAAGAACAGUGUCACUAUUGAGAAGCCAAAGCUCAUCACAGCUGCUAAUCCUGAAACCAAAGAAGAGCUCAUCGACAACUUCAAAAGUUUAGGAGUUAUUCUCCUAGAGGGUGACAUAAGUGAUCAUAAUAGUUUGGUUAAGGCAUUGAAGCAAGUUGAUAUUGUCAUCUGCACAACAGGAAGACUUUUAAUUCUAGAUCAGGUCAAGAUCAUUGCAGCAAUCAAGGAAGCUGGAAACAUCAAAAGGUUUUUCCCUUCUGAAUUUGGGUUAGAUGUGGACCGCCAUGAAGCAGUGGACCCAGUGAGGGAAGUUUUCGUCGAAAAAGCAGGAAUCAGAAGAGUAGUGGAAGCUGAAGGAAUUCCUUACACUUACCUCUGUUGCCAUGCCUUCACUGGUUACUUCUUGCGUAACUUGGCUCAACUUGAUGCCACUGUUCCUCCUCGUGACAAGGUCAUCAUUCUAGGAGAUGGAAAUGUCAAAGGAGCUUAUAUCACUGAGGCAGAUGUGGGGACUUUCACCGUCUUAGCCGCGAACGAUCCCAGAACAUUGAACAAGGCUGUCCACAUAAGACUCCCUGCUAAUUAUUUGACAGCAAAUGAGAUCAUGGCAUUGUGGGAGAAGAAGAUUGGGAAGACUUUGGAGAAAACCUAUGUUCCUGAGGAACAAGUUCUUAAGGACAUCAAGGAAUCUGGUUUCCCUCACAACUACCUAUUGGCUCUGUACCACUCACAGCAGUUAAAGGGAGAUGCAGUGUAUGAGAUUGACCCUGCCAAGGAUGCUGAGGCUCAUGAGCUUUACCCUGAUGUCAAAUUCACCACCGUAGAUGAAUAUUUGAACCAGUUUGUCUGAAUUUUGAGAAAAAAAUGAUUUAUCAGGCUUUAAACUAUUUCCAUUGUUUGUUAUUUGUGCCUGUCCUCUCGUGAAUAAUCACAUCCCGUUGAUGUAAUUCAUUUUGAAUAAUAUAAUCUCUUUUGUCCUCC